Molecule: messenger RNA, 1051 nt
Organism: Xenopus tropicalis (tropical clawed frog)
Lineage: Eukaryota; Metazoa; Chordata; Amphibia; Anura; Pipidae
Gene: rras
Product: RAS related
Exons: 6
Coding region: 41-652 (203 amino acids)
Biological process (GO): signal transduction
Cellular component (GO): membrane; plasma membrane
Molecular function (GO): GTP binding; GTPase activity
Source: RefSeq, marked provisional
GCAGUUUACUUCGCUGUGUGAGUCUGUAGCACCGAGCGCAAUGAGUUCCAAGGAGCCCGCAUCCGCCCCGGUGGAGAAGUACAAGCUGGUGGUGGUUGGAGGAGGGGGUGUGGGCAAAAGUGCCCUGACUAUCCAGUUCAUCCAGUCUUAUUUUGUUUCGGAUUAUGACCCAACCAUUGAAGAUUCUUAUACAAAAAUUUGUUCCAUCGAUGGAAAGCAAACAAGGCUCGACAUUUUGGACACAGCAGGCCAAGAAGAGUUUGGGGCAAUGAGGGAACAGUACAUGCGAACAGGAGAGGGUUUCCUUUUGAUCUUCGCAAUCAAUGACAGAGGAAGCUUUAAUGAAAUGAGCAAGUUUCACACGCAGAUUCUUCGCGUCAAGGACAGAGACGAGUUUCCCAUGAUUCUGGUUGGCAAUAAAGCAGAUCUGGAUCUGCAGAGGCAGGUGACCAAAGAGGAAGCUCUUAGCUUUGCACGGGAAAAUCACAUUCCCUAUAUGGAGGCUUCUGCUAAAAUUCGACUAAAUGUGGAUGAGUCUUUCCAUGAACUAGUCAGAGCGAUCAGGAAAUUUCAAGAGCUGGAGUGCCCUCCCACCCCAGCAGUCAACCCGAAGAAAAAGGAAUCCAAAAGCUGCCCUUGUGUCAUCCUGUAACUCCACAUUGAGGGGAAAUGCUGAGGGUCGGCACAGGAAUACCAGGGGAGGGGGUCUGGACAACUCAAGGAAUACAAGGCAUUGCUCCUGCAGCCAAGCUCUACAUCAGCGGUCCACUUCAGCCAACGCAUCACGGCAAACCCAGAGUCUACAUCAAAGUGGCAACUUCUUUAUUCUCGCCAUCACGCAGCAGUCACACCUGCUGGCCCAGCCAAUGGAGCUGAUGGGCGCCUCCUGAGGACUGAACAGCCCCUCCCCCAUGUGUAUCAAGGGGUGGAGCUCUAUGCGCUACUAAAGAGAAGAGGCAGUUUGCACACACUCCCUUCCGUUGUGCUGAUGCUUUUAUGUUUCUCUAUACUGGGAUCUGCAUGUAAAUAUAUAUUCUGUAUAUAUAUUUUA